Messenger RNA from Arvicola amphibius (Eurasian water vole), 7396 nucleotides. RefSeq names its product SAM and SH3 domain containing 1 (gene Sash1). Gene Ontology annotation, molecular function: protein binding. The coding region runs from base 548 to 4249 and encodes 1233 amino acids. NCBI's taxonomy places the organism in Eukaryota, Metazoa, Chordata, Mammalia, Rodentia, Cricetidae. The record is from RefSeq and is a predicted model, not a curated record. The transcript has 20 exons.
GGGGCUCAUUUCCAUAGCGCCUGACAUCAGAGCACCUUUUGUUGCUAAACGCUUUCUUGAGCCUGGAGGGGAGGGAGUCAUGUGGAGUUGGAAGAGCUCAUUCUGAAGAGAGGGGUCCGGGACUGGCUAGCCCGUGUUCACAGGCGCCACCGUCCACUGUCCGGCCCCGCGCAGACUCUCCAGUAGAGGCGAGUCGCGUGCCGCCCGGAGCCGGUCCCCAUCGCAGGACACAGAUCCUGUGCAGUGGGGGCUCGUAGCUCCCUCGCCCUUCAAACUCCCCGCCGCAGCCAGUGGUGCCGACUCUGCUCCAGCUACCCUGUUGCUGCGCCCCGCCCGGCUAGGAAAAGUUUCUGGAGUUGUCAAUCGCGGUCGCCGCGAAUCGAGGUGCAGAGUCCUGGCAGUGGGGCUCGUACCCGGCGCUGCCUCGGGCAUGCGACGCGGGGGCGCGGCCUGGUGACGCCGCGGGCGGGGACCUUGCGCCCCGGCGGCCGACGUGCGGCUGUGGGCCGUGGGUAUCGCGGGGAACCGGGCGCACGGGGACGCGGUCAUGGAGGAGGACGCGGGAGCUGCUGGCCCGGCGCCGGAGCCGGAGCCCGAGCCCGAGGUGGAAGCCGCGCAGGAACCUGAGCCGGAGGCCGGCACCUCCGAGGCUUUCUCCCGCCUCUGGACCGACGUGAUGGGCAUCCUGGAUGGUUCCCUGGGAAACAUUGACGACCUGGCGCAGCAGUAUGCGGAUUAUUACAAUACCUGCUUCUCGGAUGUUUGUGAGCGGAUGGAGGAGCUUCGGAAACGGCGAGUUUCCCAGGACCUCGAUGUGGAGAAACCCAACGCCAGCCCCACGUCACUUCAGCUGCGGUCCCAGCUCGAAGAGUCCCUUGGCUUCUGCAGUGCCGUGUCAACCCCAGAAGUGGAAAGAAAGUACCCUCUUCAUAAGUCAAACUCGGAAGACGGCUGCGUAGGAAAAGGAGAUUGGAAGAAGAAAAAUAAGUACUUCUGGCAGAAUUUUCGAAAGAACCAGAAAGGAAUAAUGAGACAGACCUCAAAAGGAGAAGACGUGGGCUAUGUGGCCAGUGAGAUAACAAUGAGCGACGAGGAGCGGAUCCAGCUAAUGAUGAUGGUCAAAGAAAAGAUGAUCACCAUUGAAGAAGCGCUUGCUAGGCUGAAGGAGUACGAGGCCCAGCACCGGCAGUCAGCUGCCUUGGACCCAGCAGACUGGCCUGAUGGCUCCUACCCGACACUGGACGGCUCAUCCACCUGCAACUCAAGAGAACAAUCGGAUGAUGAGUCGGAGGAGUCGGUGAAGUUUAAGAGGUUACACAAGCUGGUAAACUCUACCCGAAGAGUCAGGAAGAAACUGAUCAGGGUGGAAGAAAUGAAAAAGCCCAGCACUGAAGGUGGAGAGGAACAUGUGUUUGAGAGUCCGCCCGUCCCGGACGAGAGGUCUGCACUCUACUCUGGAGUGCACAAAAAGCCAUUUUUCUAUGAUGGCUCCUCUGAGAAACCUCCCGAAGAUGAUUCAGAGUCUCUCACCCCGUCUCCAUCGUCUAGCAGCCUGGAUACUUGGGGAGCUGGCCGGAAGUUGGUCAAAACAUUCAGCAAAGGAGAAAGUCGGAGCCUGAUUAAGCCCCCUAAGAAGAUGGGGACAUUCUUCUCCUAUCCAGAAGAAGAGAAGGCCCAGAAAGUGUCCCGCUCCCUCACAGAGGGGGAAAUGAAGAAAGGUCUUGGGUCCUUGAGUCAUGGGAGAACUUGCAGUUUCGGUGGAUUUGACCUGACGAAUCGUUCUCUGCAUGUUGGCAGUAAUAACUCUGACCCUAUGGGUAAAGAGGGAGAUUUUGUGUACAAAGAGGUAAUCAAAUCGCCCACUGCCUCCCGCAUCUCUCUUGGGAAAAAGGUGAAAUCGGUGAAAGAUACAAUGAGGAAGAGGAUGUCUAAGAAAUACAGCAGCCCCGUCUCCGAGCAGAACUCGGGACUUGAUGGAAUGCCCGGCUCCCCUGCCUCAGUAAAGCCUGAUUCUGAACACGUGGACAAACCCAAGCUCAAAGCCGGGGGCUCUGUAGAAAGCCUUCGGAGUUCUCUGAGUGGCCAAAGCUCAAUGAGUGGUCAGACCGUGAGUACCACCGAUUCCUCCACCAGCAACAGGGAAAGCGUCAAGUCAGAAGAUGGUGAUGACGAAGAGCCUCCCUACCGGGGUCCCUUCUGUGGCCGUGCCCGAGUGCACACUGACUUCACCCCCAGUCCUUAUGACACAGACUCUCUGAAGCUCAAGAAAGGAGACAUCAUUGAUAUAAUCAGCAAGCCACCCAUGGGCACCUGGAUGGGCCUCUUGAACAACAAAGUCGGCACGUUCAAGUUCAUCUACGUGGAUGUGCUGAACGAGGAAGAGGAGAAGCCCAAGCGUCCUGCCAGGAGAAAGAGGAAGGGAAGACCACCCCAGCCGAAGUCUGUGGAGGAUCUCCUGGAUCGGAUCAACCUCAAAGAACACAUGCCCACUUUCUUGUUCAAUGGCUAUGAGGACCUGGACACCUUCAAGCUCCUGGAGGAAGAAGACUUAGAUGAAUUAAAUAUCAGGGACCCAGAACACAGAGCAGUGCUCUUGACGGCAGUGGAGCUGUUACAGGAAUAUGACAGUAACAGCGACCAGUCUGGGUCUCAGGAGAAGCUGCUGGUGGACAGCCGAGGCCUGAGCGGAUGUUCCCCACGAGACUCCGGGUGCUACGAAAGCAGCGAGCACUUGGAAAAUGGCAAAACUCAAAAACCCAGCGUGCUGUCUACCAAGUCGUCCACUGAGUCCAACUUAAAGUCUUUCAACAGGAGCCAGCCAGGCAAUUACCCGACAUUGCCCUUAACAAAAUCAGUGGAGGUGCGCCAGCAGGGAGAGGAGGGCAGGCUGGACCGAGGUCUAGCCCCGGACACUGCCAAGGGCGGUGAUGUGCCCUGUGGGACUGGUUCGAAUAAAAACCGAAGGAGCCUCCCUGUCUCCAUCUGUCGCAGCUGUGAAACCCUGGAGGGUCCUCAGUCUGUGGAAAGUUGGCCCCGGUCCCAUUCCCUGGAUGACCUUCAGGGAGACGCUGAUGCCGGCAAGGAUGUACCUACCAAGGUGCAGGAAGCCUGUCCUCAGAAUGUACCAGAAGUGCCACAAAAAACAUCUGCCUGUUCCUCUGAGGCUAUGCCCCGAGGCCAAGAUCCUACUGCGGAAGACGUGAUGCUUCUGACCCAAAGCAAGAGAUUUUCUGACCCCCCAAAAAUGAUGGCUAAGAAACUGGAUGGCCCCACAGUGACCUCUAAUCUUGGCAUAUCUCCUCCUCAGUGUGUUCCCAGAAAUUUCGAGGCUCAGCCUCCAGUUAAACCUGGCUUAAUAAGGACGUCUCUUGAGGGUCACAGAAAAGGACAUGACCACCACGCCUUGGGCACUAAAGAAGGGGUAGAUGGGGAACAGAGUGCCCCUGAGACCAGGACGCAGCCCAGACAUCCAUCGCAGCCCCCACCUGUGCCUGCCAAGAAGAGUCGAGAGCGCCUGGCCAAUGGCCUGCAUCUGGUCCCCAACCUGGAGGCGCCCACCCUGCCACUGAAGAAGGCCAGCCCUGCGAGUCCCGUCAGCCCCUGUGACUGCCCCUCUCCCCGGGAGCCCAGGCCUCCCUUGGGGACUGAGCCAGGCAGCCCAACCUGCGCGAGACCUCCGCCCUGGCUGGCAGAGCUGCCCGAGAGCACCAGCCUGCAAGAGCAUGGUGUGAAGCUGGGCCCAGCGCUGAGCAGGAAGGUUUCCUGCGUCCGGGGCGUGGACCUGGAGAUGCUCACAGAGAACAAGCUGCAAGCUGAGGGCAUCGAUCUCACCGAGGAGCCCUACUCUGAUAAGCAUGGCCGCUGUGGGAUCCCUGAAGCUCUGGUGCAGAGAUAUGCCGAAGACUUAGAUCAGCCUGAGAGGGACGUAGCCACCAAUAUGGACCAAAUCCGGGUGAAGUUGCUUCGGAAGCAGCAUCGUAUGGCGAUCCCAAGUGGUGGGCUGACGGAAAUCUGCAGAAAGCCCCUCUCUCCUGGAUGUGUUGCCUCUGUGUCGGAUUGGCUCAUUUCCAUUGGCCUGCCCAUGUACACCAGCACCCUUUCUGACGCAGGGUUCAGCAUGCUGAGCCAAGUGCCUUCCCUGUCCCCCACUUGCCUUCAGGAGGCCGGCAUCACAGAGGAGAGACACAUAAGGAAGCUCAUAUCUGCAGCCAGACUCUUCAAACUGCCACCAAGCCCUGAGGCCAUGUAGCCAGGCCUGCCAUGGCCCUCCCUGGACAAGAGCCAGCCUUCCACUGUGCUUACGAAGCUGAUACAAUCCCUCUAAAUAAAUCUGCUGGGGUUGACCUGAUCCAGAAGGAAAGUCCCCACGUGGGGCUCCCAGAUCAGGAUUGGUACUAGAACCGAGGAAAAAGUACCCCUCCACCCCAAGGAAAUCGGUGUGGUUCUCUUCGAUCCCCAAAGGCAAGACAAGCACUUAGUUUUGUUUUCAGACACAGAAGAGCCAAGAUGCCAACUUAUUGCAAACACCGUGUGUCCAGUCUAUCUUUGUGCUGGCAGAGGGGCUAGAAGAGGGCAAGGCAGCCCGCUUGUGUCUGAUGGUGCCCUUGCCCAUCUGUCAGUCACCCCGCUGGAUGCCGGAGCCCGAUGGGCUGAGCGAGCUAGGCCAAAGCAACAGACUCUGGACUUACUGUACACUAUUGCCCAUACUCCUCUGUUCAGAAGUGAGAGCGGCUGACUGCAUCAAGAGCAGGACAGCCCUGCUCUCCUGUAGAUAAACAAGAGACAUUUUAAUUGCUUUCUAGCAAUUAGCUUUUGUUUGCCUUAAUAUAAACUUUUAAUCAGUUAUCUAUCUAGUGUCCGCAACCCUUAACCCUAGUUCCAGAUCUUCAGCUUAGACUGCCAUCUAACGUAUUGGGGGUGUUUUCAGCAAAAAUAGCCUUUUUUUUAACAGUCUCGUUCUAACGUGGUUUAUUUUAUAGGGGUGACUACCAUGCACACAUUUCAUGUUGACUUUUAGCUUUUAAACUAACCACGAUUUCAGUACAAGUCCAUCUGGGCUCACAGAGGGGCACGCAUGUUCACGUGAGCACAUGUGUAACGGCCCUUCAUCCCACUCUCUUUAGUGAGUACCCGUCAUGGUGGCGGCCACGGUGCCACAGCAUUUAUGUGGAAUCCCGGCCACGCCCAUUCCAAAACCCGGUCGGUCAUCAGCUAGUGGAUCACCUCGGCAGAAAGUCGUUGUCGUGUUGUGUAUUUCAGAAAGAGUUUUUUUUUUUCUUAAAAGGGAAGUAGUUAACAUGCAGUUUGUUGGUUUGUUGUUUGUUUUACUUUUUUUUUCCUUUUUGGCCAGUUCUACAAUUGUUUUUUAUCUCUCAGUUGUUACUUAGAUGAUUAUUUUAAUUCAAACAAAGGUUCAUCAUGGAGCCAGACAAGCCACAUUGGCUGUGUAGUAAACUCUGCAUAUUUUCAACUGUUCUUCCAGCUGUGAUUCGGCGUAAUCUCUCCUCUUCUUGUCUGAUGCCUGGUUUCCUAGCAAUCGGCAAACUUAGACAGAUGCCCAGGUGCCAUCGGUUUGCCAUGCGGUGUUUUUCCUUCACUUUCUCAAGCAUUAUGUGGAGGCUCAAGUCCUCACAGAGGCGCUUUGAACACAAGGCCUGCAUCAAAAGUCCUCUGAUAGUUCACUAGGUUAUUAAAACACGAUUUCCCUCAGGAGAGGAGGGCAAGGGGUUUUCUUAAUAACAAAGCCAUCCCGACCGUAGGCUUCAAAUGGCUGAACCCCUGGCUCUGAGGAAAGGGACAGUCUCAGGUGAUGUCUUUUUUAUUACAUUUUAUUUUAUUUUUCACACUUCGGUAUGCAUUUAAAAUAACACUGUUUCCUCAGUUCCACUCGCCUUCUAUAAGAUGCCGUGUGAAGAAGUCCAGACAAGUUAGACUAAAAAGGCAAAGCCCCCAGAUUCCUAUUGGACUCUUUAAAAAAAAGGCCUCUUGCCUGGCCUCCUGGGUUGUGGCCCAGCCCACCUCAUGGGUGGGGAUGCUGGGUUCUCAGCCAGCUACAGCAUCCGGGUUGUUUCACAUGCUGGUGUGGGACUGGUGUUCAGAAACAGGCGUCUCAUGCUUCUGAAGUAACCCUGGCCUGACGUCGUCACAAAUUCUGCUCACGAUUUUAGCUGAGUAAAGAGACAAGAAAAAGUCACGUUAGCGGUACCAAGGGAGAAUGAGAAAUCUUGUGAACUUCCAAGGUUUAGUCCAUUCUCCGUGUAGGGUUUUUUCUUUUCAGUCAAACUAGCACCAGAGGUCUUGAGAAUGCCAAACAAUAUUUUUAUCACUCUGGAACUCAUUGCCUUUGCAUGGAAAAUAAAUAAAUUCAGGGACCAUGAAUUUAGUGUGAAUGUCUGAAGGGGCUGAGGUGGUUCUCUCUCUCUCUCUCUCUCUCUCUCUCUCUCUCUCUCUCUCUCUCUCUCUCUCUCUCUCUCUCUCUCUCUCUCUCCCUGCCAAUAUAUCUGUAGUGUUUGUUUGGUUUUCCUUUGUUUUUAACAGUUCAUUUGAUUUGAAUAAAGCCUGAAUGUUGGUGUGUGGCCCGGGGCUGUCCCUGCAGCUGUUGGUGGCCAGGUGGCAGGCUUUAGCAAUAUCCAGUUUUGAUCAGUUGCAUUUGGUACAGAAUUUUGAGUGACGGUGAACCUUGUUGUCUUUGGAAAGCACAAAAGAAAGCUGGAAAGGCAUUUCGGCUCAGGUAGCUACCCAGAAUGUGUGUGAUUUGUGCGUCUCAGCUGUCCGCAGAGAAAGCAGCUGCCCAAACUUCUAUCUACAUUCCCAGAUGAUGAGAGCAAAUAGCUUUUCAUGGCCUUGCAUCUUUGGGGGCCCUUUUCUCUGUCCUGACCCCAGGUGUGGAUGAAAUUGGAAAUGAUUCCUCUGUGAGAAGUGUAUCCCCGACACAGCCUAGUGUGUUCCACAGCUGCAGUGGAGCUGAGGCCGAUUCCCAAGUCGCUGCUGUGUGCGGGCUGAGAGUGAGGUUCCAGAAAAGUCUAACUGUCUUGCGUCCAAGUUAUCUUGAUUUUUAAAUUGAUAGAAAAGAAACACAAACUGUCAAGCAAGUUAUAUGACAACUAACAACAUUGCACUUUCUGUAUAUGAAAUCAAUAUUUAAAUAACUUAUUUUUCUCCAUUGCUGUUCUUAAACCUUGUAAGUAGCUGUAAUAUACCAAUACCAAUACGGUCUUGCAAUUGCUUCAGCCCAAGAAAGCUGUGUAUUGUUUUAAAAUUUGUAAAAACAAAUUAUUGUGAUGAUCCAUUUAGAAGAGGAAAGGCGGACAGGAGGGUUUUCCUGCGCAUCGAAACUUGUCUAUAAUUAUGUCAUCUAUGUACUUAGGGGAAAAAGUAAAUAAAUUUCUUCAGUUGA